Molecule: messenger RNA, 2139 nt
Organism: Naegleria gruberi
Lineage: Eukaryota; Heterolobosea; Eutetramitea; Acrasida; Naegleriidae
Product: RNA recognition motif-containing protein
Exons: 4
Coding region: 1-2139 (712 amino acids)
Molecular function (GO): RNA binding
Source: RefSeq, a predicted model, not a curated record
AUGGGUUUUGAUAAGAAUACUACCUUCUUCCGAUUGCGAGUAGGUGAUGUAAAGAAAGUAGUACUUGUUACGGAUAAACAAACAGAGAAGAGCAAGGGAUUUGCAUUUGUUGAAUUUCCUAUUGCAAUUUUGGCAAGUGAAUGUUUGAGCAAGUGUAAUGGAGCUUCUUUGAAUGAAAAGACAAUUACUGUUAGACCAUAUACCGAUAAGAAGGAAUCUUUGGAUAAAAAGAAAUCAACCAAGGAAAAGAAGGAAAAGAAACCAAAAGAAAAUGAUGUCUUGAGCAAGGAUGAUCCAUUCUAUGUUAGUUCAAGUGACGAUGAAGAUGAAGAAGAAGAAGAUAAACCAGAUAAGAAUGGAAUUUUCCCUAACAGAGUUUUAGUGGUUGCCAGACUUGCAAAAUCUAUGAAUUGGGAUCAAGCUAUGCAAGCUCUCCAAGAAAAGUUCAGUAAAAUUGGUAAACUGAAUAAUAUCAGAAUGCCAAAACAGGGAAGUAAUCACAAGGGAUAUGCUUUUAUCGAAUUUAGAAAGGCAAAACAUGCCAAGAGAGCUUUGGAUUGGGCCAAAAAGAAUACAAAGAUGAGUGUAGCUUGGAAAGUUGACCGUGAUCAAUAUGUCAAAAAGAAGCAAGACGCUUUCCUUAAAAAGAAGGAAGAAGAAUUCGAUAAGGAACAAGAAAAAUUCCAAAAACACAUGAAAAAGUAUACUGAAGGAGAAAAAUCUGACGAUGAAGAGGAUGAUGAUAUUGAGGAACCUGAGGAAUAUUUUGGAGAGAAGGAAAAGGAAUCUAAGAGUAGUUUGGAUGAAUUAUUUGAUGGAGAGGAAAAGGAAGAAUCCGAUGAUGAAAAGGAUGAUGCUGACGCAGAUGAGGACAAUCAAGAUGAUGAUGUCGAAGAGGGUGAUGAAUCUGAUGAGGAGGAUCAAGAUGAUGACAUGAGUGUUGGCGAAGAAGAUGCUGAUGAACAAAUGGAAGAUGCCGAAAAACCAGAAGGAGAAGAAGAAUCUAAGGAAAAGAAGGAGCAAACAGCUGCUGACUUUAAAAAGACAGUUUUCGUCCAAAAUUUACCAUUCCAAGCUGGUGUAGAUGAAAUUAAGGCCAUAUUUGAAAAGCACUAUGGUUUGGUUGCCUAUGUUGCCAUUGUUGCCAAGACUGAUGGUUUAUCAAGUGGUAAAGCUUUCGUCAAAUUCAAGAGAUUCAAGGAUGCCAAGAAAUGUAUCAGAGAAGCCGAAGGAAAUCUCAUUGAAAAACAACCAGAAAAGAAGAAGGCCUCUGAAAAGAUUUCCAAAGAACCAGAAGAAGAAGAGGAAAGAAAUGUUGGUGAAGUUCUUUUGGAUGGUAGAAAGUUGCUCAUUGCUAGAGCCAUCUCUAAGCAAUCAUCCCAAGAAAUUAACAAGAAGAAGGAAAAGAAGGACGAUCCAAGAAAUUUGAGAUUGGCCAAAAUUGGUUUCAUUGCUGCCAACAGUCCAGAGGCUAAGGACAUGCCAGCUGAACACUUGAAGAAGAUUCAAAAGAAUUGGGCUGAAAAGAAUACCAAGCUCAAUAAUCCAAUCUACCACAUUUCUCCAACCAGACUUGCUAUUCAAAACUUGCCAAAAUCAUGGACUGACAAGGAUUUGAAGAAUCUCGUUUUGGAUAAGAUUAAAUAUGAUGAAGCUUUGGGUAAAGGAAAGAAACCAAAAUUGAUUCAAGUCAAGAUUGCUAAGGAUAAGGAUAGCAAGCAAAGCAAGGGAUUCGGCUUUGUAGAAUUUGAAAAACAUGAAGCUGCUUUGUGUGCUCUCGAAAGACUUAACAAUAAUCCAAAAAUUCUCAAUCCAAGAGUCAAAGAUAAUAAGGUUGCCUCAGCAGCUCGUCUCAUUGUCGAAUUUGCAGUUGAAAAUACUAUGAAAUUGACCAUUCUCCGAAGGCAUCAAACUAACUCUCACAGAGAGAAGGACGAUUCUAACAUGAUAUCAGAAUUUAUUAAGAAUAGAUACGAUCAAUCAUCCUCAUCUUCAGCUGGUCGUUCCAGACCACCAUCACGUGGAGGUAAUUACAAUAGAAACAAUGAUAGAAAUCAAAAGAGACAAAGAGGUGGUAAUGAUAACAAACGAAAACGUCAAGAUAAUAAUUUUAGAGGUGCAAAGAAGACCAAAAAAUAA